AUGGGUGGUGGUAUUGUAGUGUCGACGACAGCCUUUGUGCCUACACAAGAAGAUCCUCUAACAAUGGCGGCAAGAUUCAGGAGGAACAAGAAGAAGGGAGGAUACGUUAGUGCUUGCUAUCGUUGUAUCAGAAAACGCAAGGAACAUCCUGGGAGAGCAAACACAGGAGGAAUGCAGUAUCACGCGAUUCUUUUUGAUAAAUAUCUUUCUAGUUACAUUGGGAAAGUGGGUAUGAGGUAUUUUAACAAACGUCAGAACUUGAUUAAGAAGAAAGGAAACUAUGUCGAGAAUCAAGUGUUUGAUAAAAGUUCUCACAUAAAUGAGAUUGAGCUGCAAUGUAGAUUUGAUAACAAGGAAUCCUUAGUGGUUCAUAUUGAUGGCCGAAACUGUGGAGUGCUUAAUGAGACUGAGAAAUUUGUCCUUAAAGAGAUCUUGACUGUUGAAUCUGAAAAAUCAGUUGAUGGGAAAGAGAAUAUGUAA
Molecule: messenger RNA, 480 nt
Organism: Nicotiana tabacum (common tobacco)
Lineage: Eukaryota; Viridiplantae; Streptophyta; Magnoliopsida; Solanales; Solanaceae
Source: RefSeq, a predicted model, not a curated record